Pleuronectes platessa (European plaice) is the source of this 1282-nucleotide messenger RNA. RefSeq names its product GTPase IMAP family member 9. NCBI's taxonomy places the organism in Eukaryota, Metazoa, Chordata, Actinopteri, Pleuronectiformes, Pleuronectidae. The record is from RefSeq and is a predicted model, not a curated record. Gene Ontology annotation, molecular function: GTP binding. The transcript has a single exon. Bases 58 to 1077 code for a protein of 339 amino acids.
CGUUAGGUUUGUUCAUGUGUUUAAAAUUCUCCAGCAGAUCCAGAGGACUCUCUCAGGAUGGUUCUUAUAGGGAAAACUGGAGCUGGGAGAAGUGCAGCAGGAAACACCAUCUUAAUGGAGAAGGUUUUUAAAUCCUCAUUUGGUGCUUUGUCAGUGACGACAGAGUGUCAGAGAGGAACAGGGAAGGUUCAGGGCCAAAAGCUGGAGGUCAUUGAUACUCCAGGUCUGUUUGACACCAGUCUGAGUAAUGAGGAGGUGAAGGUCAAAAUCUCUAAGAGCAUCAUAUACGCUUCUCCUGGACCUCAUGUGUUCCUGAUCAUCCUCAAGGUAGAGAGAUUCACCAAAGAAGAAGAAGAGACAGUGAAGAUCUUUCAGCAGCUGUUUGGAGAACAGGCUGCACGUUACACCAUGACCCUGUUCACCUAUGGAGACUAUCUGGAGGCAGACGGCAUCACCAUAGAAGACGUCAUUGAUCAUAAUAAGAAUCUCAGACCCUUCCUCCGUCAGUGCAAAGGAGGAUACCAUGUUUUUAACAACAGAAGUAAAGAUCCUGCUCAGGUCCAUGAGCUGCUGAAGAAGAUCAACACGAUGGUUGAGAGAAAUGGAGGAAGCUACUACUCCAUCGAGAUGUUCCAAGAGGCUGAGAAGGCUGUAGAAAGGAAGAUGAAUGAGCUCCUGAGGGAUGAACCACAGAGGGACGCAAGAUCUGAGGCAAAAGAAAGAGAUGGUCACUUACAAAAUCUUGGAGCAGGUGUUGGAUGUGUUAUUGUAGGGCCGAUUGGGGGGGCAAUUGGACCAAAACAAGACCUGGAUGAAUCGAAUGACUUGGAAGUCCUAAGACCUAAAGCAAAAGAACAUGUGGCAAGCUUUAAAAACGGUUCCUUAGUCCUUGUUGGAGCAAGUGUUGGAAGUGCUAUUGGAACAAGUGUUGGAAGUGCUAUUGGAACAAGUGUUGGAGGUGCUUUUGGAGCAGGUGUUGGAGCCGUUCUUGGAGCACCGAUUGGGGUGGCAGUUGGAGGAGCAGUGGGAUUUGUGGCUGAAAAAGUGAUAAAAAAAAAAAAGUGCGUCACAAAGUGAUAUUUAAUAUCAAGGACAUCAGCUCAUUGCAGCUAAAUGGACCAAAAAUAGAUACAAAUAAAAAAAUCUAAUCGUUAAAACAGUAUUUAAUCAAGUUUGUAAGGUCAGAGUGACCUUGAAGAAAUUGCCUCAUGGCGAAUUUGAGAUGUCCAGAAUGUGGACGUACCAACGGACGUACGGACAGAGGGACAACCCAAAAACCUGC